Messenger RNA from Oncorhynchus masou masou (cherry salmon), 4227 nucleotides. Its product is annotated as zinc finger protein 37-like. The record is from RefSeq and is a predicted model, not a curated record. The transcript has 5 exons. Lineage: Eukaryota; Metazoa; Chordata; Actinopteri; Salmoniformes; Salmonidae. Gene Ontology annotation, biological process: regulation of transcription by RNA polymerase II. Bases 2037 to 4001 code for a protein of 654 amino acids. Gene Ontology annotation, molecular function: RNA polymerase II cis-regulatory region sequence-specific DNA binding; DNA-binding transcription factor activity, RNA polymerase II-specific.
GCCUGACUUUGAUGGCAAAGUUUGAUGACAACAUUUGCCCACGAAAGACCGCCACGCCACCUUCCUGUUCAAUUGAGCACAGUACAACAAGGUUAGUCCAAAAAUGUCUUGUAUGCUGCUGCAUAAAUGAUGUAAUAUGACAGGGAGAUAUGUAUACUGUAGCUAAGAAAGUAAUGCUAAGUGUAUGUUGUAUAGUAAGUUGUUAGUAACCCAUGUGCCUCACCCUAAUAAUGUGGUCUAUUUUCCCCUCUUAAUUUCACCUACUGUUCUGACUUGGUGGUGCACAUGUAGCCUAUAACCUGUUUUAGAGAAAUGUAAUCAUUGGAUAUUGUACGAGCUUUCAUUGUCUGCUUAUAUGCCCCCUUUAUUUAUCAUACGGUUCUGACUUGGUGCACAGGGAGAACACUGUAACAACGGCCCAUGUUCUGAAAUCUGUCGCUGUACAUUACAAAUUUGCUGAACAAGUAGUUGACCAUGUCUGUCCUAGCUUGCUCAUUAAUGUCUUAAUCAAAAUUAUGGAUUGCCUCUUUAAAAAAAAGCUGAUAUGGCUGACUUGCUUAAACAAAUGUGGUUUCUACUGACAAUUGAGAUGUACAAACUAGGGCAUAAAGGGGCGACAAGUGGAUAAAAGGCAGUAAAUUAAGCUGGAUUAGCUGUUUCUCUGCCAGACAAAGCUCUGCUGAUAGCCAGGUGUAGCAGUGGAAAGGUGUUGAGACUGCUAUUAAACUCUGCUGUUGGGACAGCUUUAUGUAGGGCCUAACAGUUUGUGGGCCCCGUUUGUCACCGUUAUAGUGCAAUUAAUGUAUUGUUUAGUGUUGUGUUGAGUAGUGGCUUUGCUGGCAUGCACCCCCAAUUUUUGGGGGGGUUUGCCCAACCAAGAUAUACAUGCUAAAAUCGCCAUUGAGUUCAAGUUUCCAGAUUUUAACGAAUGGCCACCCGAAACAACUUUUCAUCCCCAACGGUUACUCUCUGCCAGGUUCCCCGCAGAAGGAAGCAAGCCACAUUCGCAAAUUUAAACAGAGACUUGAAAGGCAUUAAAAAUCAGCCGCAACAGCUAAGGUCUCGUUGGGCCAAGAGGCAGCUCCGGUGCAGCCACUGCUCCAAGCACUUCUCCCACAGCCAACAACUGAAGAUGCAUGAGAGGGUGCACACCGGAGGGGAACCGCUUAAAUGGGUCUACUGCAGGAAGUGCUACAAACAGUCAACACUUUCCUAGGUACAGAUCUAGGAUCAGAUUCCUCUCCCCCGAUCCUAACCUUAACUAUUAGUGGGAAAAAAUCAAAAACUGUCCCAAGAUCAGCUUCUAGGGGCAACUUCACACUACUCCACCUGGCGCAAUGAUUGACAAGGCCAGGAGUUUUUCCUGUGAUCAGACCAGUGAAAAACUCCUGGCCAUAGUUGUAAGGGGAAUGACUCCACACUUCUGGGGUUUUCAUAUGAAGACUGGGUCCGUGUGUUUUUGAGUUUGAUUGGAUUCCACAUUUAACGAUACUCUCUGUGUGUAGUGGUUGUGUAUUUAGGUCAACUAGCUUGAUGCUUGGUCCAGAGUGUUUUAAUAAUGAGUGAGUUAUUACAGGUGAAAAUUCUAAACAUCCUUAUGAAUUUACAUUGAUGCAGUGGUGAACCAAAGUACAGUAAUUAAGAAUUGAAAUGUCCCUUUGCCUCUCAACAAGAUAUAUUUACUGUUUACUAUUUAUAAUAGAAAUACCACAAAUAGUGUAAUGCUUUUUUCAUUUUUAAAUCACGAAAUAUUGUUUUAAGCAAAUAUCAUGUUUAUAAUAGCUACAACAUUGUUGUGGUGGAGCACUCCUGUACAGUAGGUGGCGCAUAUGAUCACAUGAAAGUGAUGAGGAACAGGAAAAAAUUAUCUCAACCGCAAGCUAACGUUACAAACAAAGCUAGCUAGCUAUCGAUGUUUAGUCUCUGAUAUUAUUGCAUUUGUUUUAGUAGCUUGUUAGAUAACUAUAUAUCGUCAUAAUAUAGAAAACAUAAAGACUGUUUUCAUAUUGAAAAGGGGCCAAAAGCGUCGGGGGACAAUGUCGGGUUCCGUGGUUGAGUUCCAGGCGCAGAUAGCCUCAAUCAUGGAGGUGCUAGCCAACGCGGCUGUAACCGAAAUCUGCAAAGUUGUUGACGAUGGCUAUGCGGUUGUACACAUGGAGAUGUCCCAAAGCCACAAAGACAACGAAUUUCUCCGGAGGAAAAUGAAAUUGAUGGAACUUCAGAUCGCCAGGUUUCGAGCGGAGAGAACAAAGUCUUCAGAGGGGUCCGUCCACAAUCGCUUCCAUGGAAUACGCCUCCUAAACAGACACAACCAUCGAGAGACUGCAACGACAGGACCUACUUGGCAAAGCAGAAACAGACUUUCCAACAGGAGUUUUGGGAACAGCAGCAUUCAAAGAGACAGACAGCCCAUAGACGUGGACCAAGAGCAUGUCUCUCCAUCAAAGCAUAUGGAUGCUACAAGUGAUGAGCAGUCAGCAGAGACAGAGGAAGGGCAACCAGACCUGCUGAUCAUCAAGGUGGAGGGAGAAGCAGAUUACCAGGACUCUAGGUUCAGCCACCCAGCUAGAACAGUGGAGGGCAGCAGAGAACUAACCACCCAACCGGCUGCAGCCACCACAGAGGACUUCGCCUUCCAGCUCAGUGGCCCCAGAGGCAACAACAACUACAACAACACAGCUAUGGAGCAGUCAGCAGAGACAGAGGAAGGGGAACCAGACCUGCUGAUCAUCAAGGAUGAGGGGGAAGCAGAUGACCAGGACUCUAGGAUCAGCCACCCAGCCAGAACAGUGGAGGGCAGCAGAGAACUAACCACCCAACUGGCUGCAGCCACCACAGAGGACCCCGCCUUCCAGCCCAGAGGCAACAUCUACAACAACAACUACAACAACACCGCUAUGGAGCAGUCAGCAGAGACAGAGGAAGGGGAACCAGACCUGCUGAUCAUCAAGGUGGAGGGAGAAGCAGAUGACCAGGACUCUAGGAUCAGCCACCCAGCUAGAACAGUGGAGGGCAGCAGAGAGCUCACCACCCAACUGGCUGCAGCCACCACAGAGGACCCCGCCUUCCAGCUCAGUGGCCCCAGAGGCAACAACAAUUACAACAACAUCGCUAUGGAGGUCAGUGGAUCUGACGUCGUCUUCCAAUCAGAAACAGGGAAUGUGAACCAGGGACCACAGCAGCACACAGGAUUUGAACCCAGAGCAGAGAGACCGAGUCUGGACACUAAGUGUGACAUGUACGGGGGCCUCAAUCUCCUAAGAGAUUCUUUAAACCAGGUGUGCAGACAGGUAGUAGUGACUGAUAAUGGAGCAUCAGCUGCUCACACUAAAGUAAUGGACCUAGGGAGUGGCCCAGUGGGCCCAGAAGCACAGAAUAGCUCAGACAUAGAAAUGAGAAGUGUAGGGUUAGAAAACCACAGGUUUUCCCCCAAGUCAUUCCAUUCCUCAUCAGAACAUGUGAUAGUGAUUGACUCUGUAUCCAGUGGACAGCAGGUAGAUAGAGAUUUUGAGUGGGGUCAGGUGGGUACAGCUUCUACACAGGUCAAUGGGACUGGAAAUACGCAGGGAGAGGGAGUGUUUGAGAGGAACGCACCUACGAUGGCAAGCCUCCAUAGACACUUUGAAAUACCAGGAAGAGGAGUUCAACAACCAGCUCAUACCUCACUUCCGGUCGGCCAUUUUAGACAAAGCGCCACAACUUCGUCUCACUCGAGUAAUCUUGCCCCACACGUUAGACCGGACACCAUAGAGCGAUUGUACGGUUGCCUGAGCUGCCAUAAGAAGUUUGUCCAUGAGAGUGACUUGCGGCAGCAUGUGGUCGUCCACAACAGAAAGCGGGCGUUCGCCUGCAACUUGUGUGAGAAGAGCUUUAUGUCCCGCACCGAUCUCCAAAUGCACCUGAAUGUCCACACUGGGGAGAAGCCCUUCAGUUGUGCACAUUGCGGGCGCAGGUUCUCCCACUCCAGCAAUCUGAAAAGACAUCAGAAGCUUCAUCAUUGAGAAAUUGGACAGAAGCAAGAGAUUCCUAUUGAAAAAAGCUGUUCUAGGAAUAUCAUGAGUUCAAACUUGAUUUGUUCUACAGUGCAUUCGGGAAGUAUUCAAUCUAUACACUCUACCCCAUAAUGACAAUACAAAACAGGUUUUACAUUUUUGUGUGUGUAUGUAUGUAUGUGUGUGUGUAUAUAAAUAAAUAAAUAAACCUGGAAAUAUUACAUUUACAUAAGUA